Messenger RNA from Knipowitschia caucasica, 645 nucleotides. The record is from the annotation of a GenBank genome assembly. Lineage: Eukaryota; Metazoa; Chordata; Actinopteri; Gobiiformes; Gobiidae.
AUGUCCUAUGCUCUUUCGUCCGUCGUGCGCGUCACCCUGCGCGCUGCAGCCGCGGCUCUUCAUCCUCUUCUCGGGCUAGCCCUCGUGCGCGGCAGUCCUCGGCUCUUUUUUCCGCUUCGCGUGCGGACGCUGCCGGUCGGCCCUCUUCUCUUUCUUCCUAUUACUCUGCCAUGUCCGCUUCGCUGGUCUGCCGCUGGCGCUUUCGGCCUCGAGCUCUUAAUGCGCUCCGGCAUCCGUCUGCGCGUGGUCAGCCUUCGUCUCUUGUCUCCUCUAUCUUGCAUCCGCGGCUCUUUCGUCCCGGCGCUUUCGUCCGCUUCGUUUCGUCCGCUUCUCUGGCGCCUGCUGCGCGAGCAGCCGUCUUCGCUUCAUCCUCUUCGCUUUCAGCCUGCUUGCUCUUUUCCCUCGUUCGCUGUCAAUCAUCUUCGCUGGCUCUCCGUCUUCGUCGUGUCGCUUCCGUCUUCGCUCGAUGCUCGUUCUCCUCUGCCGCUUCAUCCUCUAUCUCGGUCAUCGCUCUCUCUCGUCGUCCUCGUCUCUUUGCUUCCUCUUCGCUUCAGCCCUCUGCUCGUGCAUCCUCUUCUCGUUCAUCCUGCUUCUCGUCAUCCUCGUCACUCGGUCUGCCUCUCGUCUCUCGGCCGUCCUGCUUAG